Messenger RNA from Penicillium argentinense, 1974 nucleotides. RefSeq lists its product as uncharacterized. Bases 1 to 1974 code for a protein of 657 amino acids. Lineage: Eukaryota; Fungi; Ascomycota; Eurotiomycetes; Eurotiales; Aspergillaceae. The transcript has a single exon. The record is from RefSeq and is a predicted model, not a curated record.
AUGCCCCGCCCGCAGCAGGUCAACCCGCUUACUCUCGAAACAUGCUCGCCUACCAUUUCUGAUCUAGACGAUGACGACGUUCUCGGGUCGGACGACGAACUAGACGAUAAUGGGCGCGCAGCGAAAUGGCGGAGGAUUGAAAAGAUCGCCGAAUCAUACCUGAAACGAAAACCUGUCUUCAUUCUCUCUGCUUCUUUGAGAGGUCCGUUCGAGAGUGGUUGGAAGAAUCCAUGGAGAAAGGAGAGGAGAAGAGGCAGACAGUUAGUUUCGGAGGACACACGCCUUGAUGGUGAUCAUCUUGAUACACCGGUGGUACAAGAAACCGACUUGCGAAAUACAAAACGCAGAAGGGACUUAUCGGUCACUUCGGGCCUUUCGGCAGUGCCUCCCUCUGGCGACGAGGCGACGGUGACUGCAUCAGAGCGAGAAUCAAAACCUUCUUCACGAUCCAUACCAAAGCACGGCGCCUUCUCCUCGAAAGCCGGCGGCGAAGAGAAUAAUACACCAUUACGACGCCCAAAGAGGUCAAGACAUGCCUCCGUGAGGGUCGAGGUGCCGACUUUUGCUGAGCCUGUAACUUCGGAUUGGCUGAAGAAGGGCGGCCGAAGAUUGAAUUUUGGCAGAUUCAACCCACCAAGCUCACCGACGCCUCAAACAACUAGUAGUGUACGAGGCACAGAAAAUACGACCAGCUUUGAGACAUGUUCUCCUGGGAAGCAGAUAAGCAGGUCACCUUCCAAGCUUCAGAUGCCACAGACGCCAAAGACCCCCGACUUUUCUAAGAAGAUUCAUGUGGAUUCUGCAGUGUCUGCUUCGCGAAGGCAGACUACUUCUCCCGCUACUGAAAACCGAAAAAGAUCCAUGACUUCUGCGCCACCUUACCUGAAUGCGUUGCCGGAUAUCAAGACUCAUGCAAACUCCUCGUUUCAGGUUGUUGCAUCCACUUCUCAACUACCGCGCUUCCAAUACCGGCGGUGGAACCCGCAAGAUUCAAGUCCCGUACAGCAUUCAAGUCCCGUACAGCAUUCAAGUCCCGUACAGCAUUCAAGUCAACGUGUCGAUGAUCAGCAUUCAGCCCCAUCUAUGUCUGAAGCCUCCGAUGCAGACCCACCUGGCCCAGACGCCCCGGUGCAAGAUAAUUUGGAAUCGAUACAGGGAUCAUUGGGAACUGAUGGGGUUUUUGAGAGCCCGGAUGGCCUCGGGGUUUCCCAUGAAAUGAAAAAAUCUACAUCGAGUGGCACGUUUCAGGACGUAUCAACGGAGAAGAGUACCCAUGAAAACAUGCCAUCUGCUCAGCAGAUCCCCGUUCCCCCGGGAGUGUCGGAUCGAGUUCCAUCACUGCACUCGACGGUGGUGUUUAAGAAUACCGAGCAACUCUCAGAUGACCAUGACACGCAGCUAUCGACCCAAGCGGCUCUUCUUCAUGCUCAGAAGUCUUUCCAAGAUGACCUGGAAAGCCCAAGCCCAGGGCCUGACUACAAUUUAUCUCCUGAGAAAGAAGGGCAUAAUGCCGACGAAUCUCUUCUGGCUCAGGAAACGCCAUUCCCCAAUCCCGUGACCACCGAGCGAGUGAUCCCUCGUAGCCUCACACGUUGGGACGACGAAAAAGUGCGGGCACUUAGCACUCAGUGUAUGAUCGAUGCAGCCACGCCGUUCACUUUCAGUACAGAGAGAAAAAAAACCCAAAACCCUUCCGUGAUGUCGAUGCUAGAAAAAAGAAUGCAGUACCUGAAUGUCCCGGAAUGGCCGAUGUCUUUUCGCCAGAAAAGUCAUGGCUUUCCGCUCAAGACGACCAUCAUGCAACGACUGCGGGUGAAAACCAACACUCGCCCGGCCAGCAACGAGCAGACGUGGUACAUGCUCCCAAGCCAACCACACAGAAUACCACGUUGCCAUCGGCUUUGGGUGUAUCGACCUCUACGACUGCUCAGGAUGGACAAGGUGGAAUACACAGGGCCGAGAGCUUUAACCUAA